AUGCGUGUGAUGGUGAACAUCUGGGGGGUCCUCAUGUUCCUCCGCCUGCCCUGGAUCACGGCGCAGUCGGGCAUCGGUCUCAUGUGGUUGAUCAUCAUCAUCUCCUGCAGCAUCACCAGCACGGCUUGCCUGUCCCUCUGCGCUGUCUGCACCAACGGCAAGGUGUCUAGAGGCGGUUCCUACUUCUUGAUCUCGCGCACGCUCGGCGUGGAGCUCGGAGCGCCCAUGGGCGUCAUCUACAGCUUCGCGUCCUGCGUCGCCAUCGCCUCGCACACAGUGGGCUUCGCCGAGACCCUCAGGGACAUCCUGCACGGCGGGAAUCUGAUCAUGGUGGACAAGGUGAACGAUCUGCGCAUCAUCGGAGUCAUCGCCGUCACGUGCCUGCUGGGCAUCGCGCUCGCGGGCUUGGCCUGGGAGAACAAGGCUCAGCUAAUCUUCUUCGCGUUGAUCAUCAUCGCGCUGCUGGACUAUCUGCUGGGGACCGUCAUGCCUUCCCCCAUCGAUAAGCAAGCCAAGGGUUUCUUCGGCUACAACACAAAAAUCUUUAAUGACAACUUCACGCCGAGUUUCCGCGGGCCGUACGACUUCUUCAGGCUGCUGGGCAUCUUCCUGCCCUCCGUGACGGCCAUCCUCACUGGCGCCAACAUUUGUGGAGACCUGAAGGAACCAGCCACAGCCAUUCCCAAGGGGACCUUUCUGGGCAUUGCCGUCACAGGAUUGUCCUACGUCAUGAUUGCCACCACCAUCGGCUCUGUCAGUCUGCGAGACGCCACGGGCAACCUCUCCGACUCCCUGUCGUACGUCGCGCCCCUGAUAAACGACACGAACAUCACGACCACCGCCAUGCCCGGCUUCUUCUCCACCUUGCUGAGCAGCACGGUCAACUCCACCGUGGCGACCGCCAACUCCACCAUGGCGACCGCCAACUCCACGGUGCUGUCGUCCACCAUGGCGGCCGCGCGCGUGUGCACCUUCACCAAGACGGGGUGCGAUCUCGGCUGGAACUUUGGCGCUUGCAAUGCGACUACGACCAUCGCUCCCGGCUUCAGUCCCUGCAGCUUCGGCUUCAUCAACCAGUACCAGGUGCGCGAGAGAGCCGUCCCUGGCCUCAAGUCGGCGCUUUGCCGGCGUUUCCUCCGUCUUGCAAUGAACGUGGGCAAGGGGCCGGGGUUUAACUGGGCGAAGCAGCCGCUUUUGGGGUUGUGGCCAGUCAUGGCGAUGGUGUCCGCGUGGGCCCCCCUCGUCUACGCCGGCAUCUUCGGAGCUGGCCUCUCCUCCGCUCUGGCCUCUCUCAUCAGCGCGCCCAAGUGCUUCCAGGGAGUGGCCAGGGAUAACAUUUACCCUGGAAUCACGAUCUUCGGCAAGGGCUUUGGCAGGAACCAAGAGCCCGUUUUUGGGUACCUGCUGGCCUACACCAUUGGAAUUUGCUUCAUUUGCAUUGCUGACCUGAACCUGAUCUCGCCCAUCACGGCCUGCUGCUUCCUGAACACCUACGUCAUCCUCAACUUCAGCGUCUUCCACUCCAGUGUGGUGAAGUCUCCAGGCUGGCGGCCAGACUUCAAGUACUUCCACCCGGCGAUCGCCAUCAUCACCAUGGUGUUUGACAUCAUCAUUAUGUUCCUCAUCCUGUGGUGGGGAGCCGUCCUCUCGCUGGGAAUCUGGGUCGUGCUCUACUUAUACUGCAUGUACAAGAAGCCAGAGGUCAACUGGGGUUCCUCGGUGCAAGCUAUGGGCUUCCAGACCGCUCUGGCCACAACACUGAACUUGGACGGCGUCAAGGAGCACAUCAAGGUCUUCAGGCCGAACUGCCUGGUGCUCACGGGGCCUCCGCACCUGCGGCCGGCGCUGGUCGACUUCGUGGGCACCUUCACCAAGGGCGUCAGCCUCAUGGUCUGCGGCAACAUCGUCGUGGCGGGCCCCAACAAGAACCAGAUCUGUGAGCUGCGGCAGACAGAGCACGGCAAGUGGCUGCGGCACCGGAACAUCAACUCCUUCUACACGGCGAUCGUGAGCAACAGCCUGAACGAGGGCGCCUCUGCGCUGCUCCAGAGCACGGGGCUUGGCAAGCUGCGUCCCAACUUGGUCUUCCUCGGCUUCAUGAACUCGUGGCUCGGAGAGGACCCCGCCAUCAUGCACGACUACGUGCAGAUCAUCCACAACGUGUUCGACUACAACAUGGCCCUGGCCAUCCUGCGCGUGAAAGAGGGCCUUGACAUCAAGAAUAUGCCCGAAGUUCAAGUCAACAUGGCUUUCCAGUUCGAUGGCAGCGGCGGCGGCGUUGGGAAGGUGUCCGGACUUGUCGCGAAAUCGGCCUUGAGCAUGGACGUGGAUCAGUCCGAAGACAAGCCCGGCACGCAUGAGGCGAUGCCCCAGAUCAGCACCGUGUUCCAGUUCAGCCAGGGCAAGAGGACCAUCGACAUCUACUGGCUCUUCGACGACGGCGGCAUGACGCUGCUCAUCCCCUACCUGCUGAGCAAGAAGAACCGAUGGGGCGAGUGCAAGAUGCGCGUCUUCAUGGCAGGGAAGCUGGACCGGCUGGAGGAGGACAAGCAGAACAUGUCGAGGCUCAUCGCCCGCUUCCGCCUCAACGUGGACGACGUCAUCAUCCUCACGGACGUCAACAAGAAGCCGCGCGCCGACAAGAUGAAGUACUUUGAGGACCUCAUCAUGCCGUACCGGCUCAACGACGGAUUCAAAGACCCCGCCGAGGUGGAGCAGCUGCGCAAGGAUUGCCCCUGGAAGAUUUCCGACCACGAGAUUCUCACCUUGCGCGAUAAGACCAACCGGCAGCUGAAGCUGAACGAGCUCAUGCACGAGCACUCCAAGGACGCCGCCCUCAUCGUCGUGAGCCUGCCCGUGAUCCAGAAGGGACGAUGCCCGUCGGCAAUGGGCAUGGCCUGGCUGGAGGUGCUCAGCCGUGACCUGCCCCCAGUGCUCAUCAUGAGGGGCAACCACACCAACGUGCUCACCAUCUACAGCCAGUGAUCCUCCCCCGCUCGCUCGCUCGCUCGCUCACACGCACGUGCUUAUACACGUGUGUAGGCUACAUUUGCAUGCACAUGCGAAUGUACGGCCGCGCACGCUCUUGUAGACGCAUCACCAGUGGCGGCGCUAGGCACUCGGCAAAAGCUUAGGGACAAAGCAGCUCAAGGGGCCUUGGAUUCAUGAUAAAACAUUGGGGGUAUGCACGAAAUAGCAUCUUAAAUUCUAAUCAACCUAACGAGCUAAUUAACAUAAACCAGCUCGUUAAUCUCUCAUCUCUAUCUUGUCUGCGUAUCUCUUCUCGUAUCUCGGUACAUCUCUAAGUUGUGUCUAUACCUCUUCUAGUCGCUGCGCAUUUUACACGUCCCCCCCCCCCCCCGCACCACUGAAGGCUCCUGCGCAAGCAUCGGCACACGUAAUUGUAUACACGUAGUGCGCAUACACCGCGUGUGCACUUCGGAUAUGCAGGCGCACGCUUUCCCCGCACCUCCAAUUAGCACGGGUGGCUACGACGUACGGUGCGCGAAAGAAGUUCAACGUACGUACACUUUGAAGUACGCUGGCCAGUUACGUUCAGGACCACCAAUAACACAGCGGUAGCGAGGCUUCGUUUUAAAUAUAUACAAAUACACCUUUGGCAAUAUUUGCUGGCCAAUGAUGACAACCAAAAGUGCCGAAUUAGUCAACGAGAACGCGACGGAAUUGUGUUCCAUUUGUUUAAAUGAAGCUGGGCUCCCACUAGAUCACCGAGUCCCAAUUGAUAUCAUGCAACGAGCUAAUCAAAUGAACGAGCGCCUGUAAUCCUACUUAUAUAAUAUAGUUAUAAUAAAUUGCGAUGUUGAAAUGUAUAACCUGGGUAAUCUGCACACAGUUGUGUUGCCUGUGAAGGCUGUACAAUUAUCACUUUUAUUUUCGCAUUGUGCACUUAUAAACAGAUGUAAACUCCGGAGAGACAUGUAAACACCGAUGAAGCUUGGCAUUUGGUGGUCAUUUUUUUGAACAAGCGAUUACCUGUAAUUAGGCAACUGCAUUUAUAAAAUGUGAAUGAAAUGUUAAGGUUUCCAGCUCUUUAUUGCCAGUGCGGAUUUGCAGAGCAGUUGGCCUUUAACAUCAAUGUGAGGAAGAGUACGACAUGUGUGAACUGUGUCAUCCCAAGUGGCCCAUUCACUUAGGAACUACAGUAGAACUCCCCUUAUCCGACUCCCAUUAUCCGUGGAACCUACAUGGUCCGCAAAACCUCCAAUGAUGCGCGCACAUAUUCUCACUAUUAUCUGCGUUUGCAAGUGUUUCUUUCCCAUCCUAGGGUUGCGGCACGGCUUCCUGUUGAGAGAUAAUUUGCUCAAUGUAUCCUGUUUGCGAUUAGCUGCAAUUUUUCACGGAUGCCGGGGAUUAAAUUCGCAAAAUAAAAUCGCGGAUAAUGGGAUACACGAUGUUCAUCCUCCUCCCCCCCCCCCCGCCAAAUCAACGUGGAUAAGAGUUCUACUGUGGAGAAAGAGUUAUUUGCACGUAAAAUGUAUGUCCGGAUGAAGUGACAAAUGUAACAUUUGGAUUGCGGGCGAAAGGUCUCGAGGGAUUGCCGGGUCGUCACAGCGCUGUGCCGUGUGUCUAGUUUGCAGCCGGCAGUUUGAUUCCUACAGCCGGCAGUUUGGUCAGUUUGCAGUCGGCAGUUUGAUUCCUACAGCCGGCAGUUUGGUCAGUUUGCAAUCGGCAGUUUGAUUCUUGCAGCCGGCACUUUGAUCAGUUUGCAGUCGGCAGUUUGAUUCUUGCAGCCGGCAGUUUGAUUAGUUUGCAGUCGGCAGUUUGAUUCCUGCAGCCGGCAGUUUGAUCAGUUUGCAGUCGGCAGUUUGAUUCUUGCAGCCGGCAGUUUGAUCAGUUUGCAAUCGGCAGUUUGAUUCUUGCAGCCGGCAGUUUGAUUAGUUUGCAGUCGGCAGUUUGAUUCCUGCAACAGGCAGUUUUAUCAGUUUGCAGUCGGCAGUUUGAUUCCUACAGCCGGCAGUUUGGUCAGUUUGCAGUCGGCAGUUUGAUUCCUACAGCCGGCAUUUUUAUCAGUUUGCAGUCGGCAGUUUGAUUCUUGCAGCCGGCACUUUGAUCAGUUUGCAGUCGGCAGUUUGAUUCCUGCAGCCUACCAAAGGGUCGCUGUUCAACGUCACCAAAGCGUGCCACCGGAUGCAAAGUUGACAUUAAAAGAUUUAUAACAGUAACGCUUGAAAGCUGGACUAUUGAAUUAUGGUACUGUUGUUAAUAAAUAUAUAAAAUACACAUUGUAUUGUUAUCCAUAAUAACCCCCCCCCCCCUUGUUACAAUAUAUAAUUUACGUUGAUGUUCAGACGAUUACAAAUGUUUCAAAUGUUUGACCGCAUACUUCGCCAGUAGGAUGUAUACACGAGACGCGACUUUUUCUCUGGAUUCCAGUUGAUCAUUGCCCCAUGUAAAGGUCGUAACUGCACAGCGAUCUCUGCUCACCUUACAUGACGAUUAUAUCGAAUUUCCAUCACCGCCUAGCAUGGAAGAGGCCCUCUUCCAUGCUAGUGCUCGCUCUAGGGGGAGGGCCACUCUCUCACCAGCAGUGGUGUGAGCAAGCAAUUGCCACCGUGUGGCAGGGUAAGCCACUUUCGUGCACUCACCCCAACACACUGUGUGCAUUAUCGCACAGGAAGCUUUGUUCUGUGGUCAAGUAAAAAAAAGAUGAACUCUCGUGUAUUUUGCGUGAAGACUGCAGCAUUCGUAAUCCUAUGACAACGACGGGGGUCACAAAAUAGUUUUGCAUUUGUAGACAACAACGAAACCAACUUUGAGGGCAUUUCCAUCGUUGAAACUCUGCGCUAAGACUUUGUGUGAAGACGACUGAAGCUUGUAGACUUCCCUUCGCGUUUCCUUUCCUCCUUCACCAAACGGCGGUGUCCCUUGACCCAUCAGCUCGCCACUCAAAUGGAAACGGGUUAAUUCUGUUGCAGCAAGUCUCAAUGAGCACACAUUAAACAAGCGCACGCACUUUAAAUGCUCUUUGAUGCCAGUGUGCGGGCAUACCACCACAGUGUUAGCGAUGGCCCCUGUUGUCUGCAUUGGAGAUUUUCACGUUGUAUUUUCUACCUCUCUCAAGCAGCUGUAC
This is a messenger RNA of Petromyzon marinus (sea lamprey), 6091 nucleotides long. NCBI's taxonomy places the organism in Eukaryota, Metazoa, Chordata, Hyperoartia, Petromyzontiformes, Petromyzontidae. The record is from RefSeq and is a predicted model, not a curated record.